AUGGUCGCGACAUUACCGAAGACUGGCUUUCAAUACGUCAACUCCCACAAGAAGGGCAGUAAGAAGGUUUUCUACUUCCUGUUUGAUAGCCACGAUUUACGCUUUAACAGUCUGCGAGCCACGCUUCGGACCUGUAUCUCUCAGUUAGCCUACCAAGGUUUGGGCAGACGGUCUGAUCAAAUCAGUCGGAUCGCGAGCUACAUGCUGGCGCUCCAGGCGUGGACCGAUGAGCAUCUGCUGAUGUACUGGAGACAUUUCCAGCAUCAUACAGACGACAUCUACAUCACUGCGAGCCUCGAUGAGUGCGACGGCUGGAAACGCAAGCUGCUCUCAUUCCUGCGCAUUCUCUUCGCCUUGAGAGAAAGCCGCAGUAAGACCAUCAUCACAACGACAGCGGACUCGGAUGAACAACUUAGCUUGGAGCUUGCUACGAUACAACCCAGCGAUGUCUACAAAGAGGAGCGUCUUAACAGCGACUUUCUCGUGAGCGCAACGGAUAAUGAGGACAUUCGGUUCCAGCUGUCCAAGCUGCUGCAUGAGAAUUCACGGCUCGCCAGCAACCAAGCUGUUGCGGAAGUGGUCAGGGAUGUGCUGAACGCGUACGGGCAGGAUGAUGAUCAGCGGCACAUCAAGGAACAAUGGCUUUCUACAAGCAGACAUUUUCCGGCACACUGGUUCGAGGAACACCUCUCGCGUCUUAGCACCACGGGUGAAGGAGACUGCGUGUUCCCGCUUGUGCUGCGUGCUAUACCCAAGGAGUGGCGGGAGUGGGCUCGACCGCUUUUGUCGUGCGUCCCGGUCAUCUGUACGCGUUAUACGGGCGGAUGA
Molecule: messenger RNA, 828 nt
Organism: Cryphonectria parasitica EP155
Lineage: Eukaryota; Fungi; Ascomycota; Sordariomycetes; Diaporthales; Cryphonectriaceae
Exons: 2
Coding region: 1-828 (275 amino acids)
Source: RefSeq, a predicted model, not a curated record